Messenger RNA from Cotesia congregata, 210 nucleotides. The record is from the annotation of a GenBank genome assembly. NCBI's taxonomy places the organism in Eukaryota, Metazoa, Arthropoda, Insecta, Hymenoptera, Braconidae.
AUGUCAAGUUCAGCUAAGGAUGAAUUUUAUCAAAUUGAAACCCCAAAAGGGACUGUGCAGGCUUUCUAUGAGCUCGAAGUUUUGUUGGAAUAUUUUAUUUAUAAUGUAAAAAUCGGGCGCGCAGUAGCCUAUCGGAUCCGGCCCUUGCUUACCAAAGCAUUGGACCGGGUUCGAGUCCGGCGUACACCAAUGAAUAUUUUCAAUAUUUAA